This is a messenger RNA of Loxodonta africana (African savanna elephant), 19980 nucleotides long. RefSeq names its product aquaporin 9 (gene AQP9). Gene Ontology annotation, molecular function: glycerol channel activity; urea transmembrane transporter activity; water channel activity. The record is from RefSeq and is a predicted model, not a curated record. Gene Ontology annotation, biological process: water transport; glycerol transmembrane transport. NCBI's taxonomy places the organism in Eukaryota, Metazoa, Chordata, Mammalia, Proboscidea, Elephantidae. Bases 1129 to 1842 code for a protein of 237 amino acids. Gene Ontology annotation, cellular component: plasma membrane; basolateral plasma membrane. The transcript is spliced from 6 exons.
UAUUCUAACAUCUUAUUUUAUAUCUUGUAUUUACCACACUUUGUCUUUAUUAUUUUUUUCUCUUUUCCUAACUUCUAUUGAGUCAUCAGCUUUUCCUUAAUUGCUUUUCUUUUUCUCUUCUCGUGUCAUUUAUUCCUUUUCUCUCUUUAAUUCAUGAAAACCUGAUAUAUUUAUAGUGUUUUUUAGAAUUGUUUUACUAUCUCAAGUUUUAGGGGAGUGAAUCAUCCUGCUUGCUGUAUCUACUGACCCUCACUCCUAAGUGGUCAUUUUCUUAUGUAUUUUGUCAAUUUGUAUUGUAAACCCUUCAGGGAGGAUUAUUUUUCCCUGUGUGAAUCCUGUGUGACCUGAGCGGUAAGAAUUAUUCUUCUAGAACAGGUUUGUAUUUGCUUCUGCUGAGUUCCCCAGGUUUACCGCCAACCAAAAGUGAUUAUUAUAAAGAAGUUUGAGGAAAAAAAGAAGUUUGAUGAAAGCAAGCACCUACCAAAGUGAGAUAUAUGCCUUUCUCCAAAAGUGGGAUGUGUCACUCUGAAAGACUAAGAGUUUCCAUACUUCCUCCAUAUGAGGCUAGUGCUAUUUGAGUUCUUAAACACUUAAGUAUCCGCUAAAGUAGUAUUUUCCUAAAACUUCCUUUUGUUGAAAGUGGAUGUGAAAGGCCGGACUAGUCUAAGAAAUUUCACAGUUCCAAAGGACCUUGGAGAAAAGUUUGUUCUGCGUCACUUAGCUAAGGGCUGGAGAUUCCUGGAGGAAAACUUGAUUCAGCAAAUGAGAACCCAGGUUUUGAUCUCUGAGUUUUAAUUUUGAGCCCCCAUCCAAAAAAAAAAAAAAAAUUGCUGUGUUCAUUGACUUUCAAAGGGGGAAGUAUUCUUGUUUUCUGCUUUCCAGAAGUGGGUUUGGUUAGUUUUUCUUCAGAGUGAUAAAGUCCAUUGCGACAUGUUCUUGUUACUUGACAAGAGAGGAAGGAGAGCAUGUGAAUGAGACAGAAGCUGACUCCUCUUGCUCAUCAGCCCUGUGAUCCAGAUAAGCGCAGAGUGAAGGGCUGGGAGGGUCCUUGGAUGUGGCUGUAUCGCCCAAGCGAUCCUCAGUCGAGGACAUUUUGGAGGGAUUGUCACUAUCAAUGUGGGAUUUCCGAUGGCUGUCGCCAUGGCCAUUUACGUGUCUGGAGGUGUCUCCGGCGGCCACGUUAACCCAGCCGUGUCUUUUGCAAUGUGUCUCUUUGGACGGAUGAAAUGGUUCAAAUUGCCUUUUUAUGUGGCAGCCCAGUUCUUGGGAGCCUUCCUGGGGGCUGCAACCCUCUUUGGCAUUUACUACGAUGGACUUAUGUCCUUUGCUGGCGGACAACUGCUCGUAGAGGGAGAAAACGCAACAGCACACAUUUUUGCGACAUACCCAGCUCCGUACCUGUCUCUGACGAAUGCAUUUGCAGACCAAGUGGUGGCUACCACAUUCCUCCUCGUGGUUGUCUUUGCCAUUUUUGACUCCAGAAACAUGGCGGUCCCCAGAGGCCUAGUGCCUCUUGUCAUCGGCCUCCUGAUUGUUGUCAUUGCUUCCUCUUUGGGACUGAACAGUGGCUGUGCCAUGAACCCGGCUCGAGACCUGAGUCCCAGACUGUUCACAGCUUUGGCUGGAUGGGGGACUGACGUCUUCACAGCUGGAAAUAACUUCUGGUGGAUUCCAGUAGUGGGCCCUAUGGUUGGCUCCAUCUUUGGAGGACUCAUCUAUGUCCUUGUCAUUGAAAUCCACCACCCAGACCCUGACUCGGGCCUCAAGGCGGAGCCAUCAGAGGACAAGGCAGAGCCAUUGGAGGACAAAGCAGAGAAAUACGAACUCAGCGCAGUGAUGUAGCUGGUGCUCACUUCUUGACUUGUAACUGGCAGCGCUGGUCAUCUCUUCAGGAAAGAUGGCAUCCAUAGGUCUGUGCUUUCAUAAGACGGGGGUGGAAUCUGCACAAUUUUCUCUGCUAGUCAUGUGGGUCAACUGAUUGGAAAAGCAUCAGAGUAAAGGUUUGAAAUCACUGAUCUCUUCUCUGCCAGACUUCCCCCCAAAUAACACAGAUUGUCCACCGAGUCAGCCCACCUCCCUGCCCUUUUUACUCCUCUGGUAGGAAUUCUUAUUCCUGGGUGAGGAGUAAUACCUUGGAACCUUCACCACGGAGUUACCUGGAACCUUGACCAUGGAUUUGGAUGGUCUCUGCUGCUACCUUUAUGAAAAAUUGCCACCAAAAUCUUAUUCCAAUAUCCACAAAGAUUACACUCUGAGUGCCAACCAAAACCUAAAUUAAAAGAUAAAACCAUGGUUUCAAUUAACAUAUCCAUGAGUUGGGAGCUAAUGGAUUAAUGCCCUUGCUCUGUUGUGCCACUGUAUUUAUAUAAAUAUGAAUAUUCUCCAAAUCUAGGGAUAUAGGAAGCGGUAGAACACAGCUGGAAAACCAGGAGGAGGACAUUGUGGCACUCAGAAACCAGGAGACAAGAUAAAUUUGGGAAACCAAAAAGAAUGUUUUUAAUGGACACCAUUUAUCAGAUUCAUCUCUUGGUCUGCUGCAUUUUAGAGGGCGCUGAUUAAUUUCCUGGUCUUUAGCAUAUAAUAGCCUAAAGUACAAUUAUAACCUCAGACAUGAAAACUACAUCACUCUGAUUUUUACCUCAAAUGUCUUUCCUAGUUGCCCACUUGGCGGCAGACAUUGGCAAGUGGAGUCAAUGGCUGUAUUCCUCUGUUAUUCUCCAUACGUUCCAGAAGUAAAAACAGAUGCUGUCCCAUCCUGGUCUAAGCUAGUCCUCAGGAUGGAGUCCCUGGAGAUGUAAUGUUACUCUAAUGAGCUUUACAAUUCACAGAGCACUUUCAUUCAUAUCACCUAAUUAAAUCCUUCCAUGACUUCCUGAGGUAAAUACCAUGCUGCCCAUUUUUCAAAUGAGGAAACAGAAUCUCAGGGAAGCUAUGUGAACUGCCUGAGGUCACAAGGAAGGUUGAACGGUGGUUAGUGCAUCCCGUUCAGGAGAUCCAUACUUGGCUAAGAAUCUUUAUCAACCCUCCUUGGCUGACAACAAAAAGUGGGACUGACAGCUGCUAGAGUGUUUCUACCUUCUGGAAACAAUGCUCCUGAACCCCAAUAUACAAAGACCCCCAUACCCUCAUAGUCUGGUUUCAUUCUUGCUGUUACUAUAGCAGUAACAAGGGAAAGAGGUAGCAAUCUGAUCAUACUUUUCAUCUGCUGGGAAAAUGAUCAGAAAUCCUCCCUUCCUAGGUGACCCCUGUUCUUGCUAAGUCUUAAUCUUCCUUCCCUGCCAAACCGAAAUAUUCCAUUCCAGAAUUUCCUCUUGGGCAGGAUCUUCUCUGUGAAGUUCUCUAACUGACUAAAUUCUCUAAUUACUCUGCUUUGGUCAAGAAAGUCUCUGUGAGUUACGAAUACCAGAACUUGGGACAAAACCGCCUGAGAGCUGUGGGAAAUUGCUUUACAAGUGGCAUACCUCAGCCAACCUGAGCCCAGUGUUCCUGGAGCCAUCCACAUCCCCAACUGCUUUGUGAUAACAGACCAAUGAAAAGCAAAUGUGAAAUGUCUCCAACAGACCUAUAUUUCCUUUUUGAAAUAAAAUUAUUGCUUUUUUUUGAGUAUUUUUAAGUAUUAAGACUGUUCAGAGAGUGUCUACCCUGUCUACAAAUUAGAAUCUCCUGGGUAGGUUUUAAAAUAUACUAAUGCCCAGGGGGUCCUUUGUAAACAUCUCAUAUGACUCUAAUGUGCAGAUUUGGUUGAAUCACGUGGGUCAAAGCAUCUUUUGAGAACCAUUUUGGGUGGCAACCAGGUAAUUCCCAGUGGGAUUCUCAGAGCCUUGGGCUCCUCAUGAAUUAGAGCAGGAAUUCUCAAGAGGGGCAAUCCCUCCCUCCUCCCAGGGGACACAUGGCAGUAUCUGGAAACAGUUUUGAUUGUCACAACUGGGGUGGGGGGGCAGGUGAUGCUACUGACGUUUAGUGGGUAAAUGUUGCUGAACAUUGUAUAAUACACAGGACAGCCGCUGACAACAAAGACUUCGCUGGCCUAAAAUGUCAACAGUGCCAAGGUUGAGAGACUAUGGAUUUGAGGAAAGCUGAGGAGAGGACCAAGAGAAGACACUAAAACCCUAUGCUUAGAUUCAAGCCCUGCCAGGAGCUGAGAUGCCAAACCAGUCCAGAGCAGACCCUGUGGGUGGGUUGCAAUCCUUAGAGAAGAGGCAAUCCAAUCUUUGGUCCACACAGGUGCUCAUUAAACACUACUUGAUGAUUUAUGACUGGGAUUAGGAAGAGGAAAUGUGCACUUAUGGAAAUGAGUCCUAGGAAGAGACCUUUAAAAUGAAAAAAAGGUCCUUCUGCUCCAGGUGCCCACAUACUACUUCCUGCCUCCCCCUCAACAUGCUGUCAGAUUCUCACCCAGGAGAAUGUUUAUGAGGCUGAAUUACCCACUUCAGAGGCUGAUUAGAUAGAGCCAACAAACCUAUUUUUUAAAUAGAUCUUCCAAGAUUUCAUAUUUUAAGUUCUCCCUCCCUCCCCCUUGUCAAUUGAAAAACUUGAUAGGAGUAUUUCUCAUAAUGCAAAAAAAUAGAAUUUUUGUAUGGUUCCCCUAACUAUUUAAGAUACCAGAGCAUGCAGGAGGCUGUAGAACUUUUCUAAACAGUGACACCAGAGUCCAUAUUCAGCUGUUGAACAGGGUAAGCAGAGUAAAAUUGUCACAUUUAAAAUCUGAUCCUUAAAAUAUAAAUGGGCAUUUCCUUUACACACACACAGUUGUCUUACUUUAAAGUGUGUCAGUGCUCAAAAAUACUGUGGUGAAAAGAGAAUUACAACAUCCAGUUAUAGAGAAUGGCUUGUAAAUUUCAUCUAGCUGCUAAGCCUACCGUUUAAAUAAAAUCAUGUGUGGUGCCCACAAGAAAAUCGGAGCUGCUAGGAAAGAGUGGGUGAGGUGGGGGCCAGAGUCUCCUGCUUAUGACAUGAUCUUGCCCCCACCCCAUGCAGCCCCUGAGCUGUCUCUGAAGAGAAACUGGGUGGGGAGGGGAUCUUCAGGACAGAGUUGCACAAUUUGAAACCCUGAUAAAGGACUUGGGGCAUGUUGUUGAUGAACAUUUUUGUAAAAAUUUCACAGAUAGACCCUACCAAAGACCGUAUUAGUUCAAACUCAGGCAAUCUUCUGAAGUCUUAACAAAUUAAUUAGGCAAGUUAAACAGAAUUAGUCAACCCGCCGAGCAUCAUUAAAGGAUGUUUUAUAUCCAUUCUUCACCUGAGAAUACGUGUUCUCUGAGAUGGCAGGUGUGGAGAGAAGCAAUGUCAGACUCGCUGCAUUGACUCCCUAAGUCUCUGCAAAAAUAAUACAUAGGUAGGUGGAUAGGUAGAUAGACAGACAGAUAAAUAGACAGACAGAUAGAUCAAGCUCCAAUAUCUCUCUAAAAGACUUGCUAGAAAGGGGGUAGCUGUUAUCCAAGAGAAGCUGUCCAUGGACUAAUGAGAGAAGGAGGGCCCCCAUAUAUACAGGUCAUGAAUCCAAAAAACUCAGUUGCUAUCCAGUUGAUUCCGACUCAUAAUGAUCCACCGUCUGUCAGAGUAGAAAUGUGCUCCACAGGAUUUUCUGUAGCUGACUUUUUGGAUGUAGAUCUCCAGACCUUUCUUCCAAGGUGCCUCUGGGUGGACUUGAACCUACAACUUUUCACUUGGCAGCUGAGCACAUUAAUCAUUUGACUUCCGGUGCUAAACCCGGGACGAGCUUGUCACCUGCAUCUGAGACAAGUCCUCCCAGGAUGAUGCUCUCCCUCAGGCUACGAUCCACCAGCAGAUCAAAUGUUCUCUGUUUAACUUCCAGAAAGGAAGAACUUCUUCAUUUUUAGUUUCAAACUACUACAAAUGUUAAUAAAUGUUUUAAGAGUGGCACAGCCGUUAAGAGCAUGUUGCUGUUACUUGCUAUUGAGUCGACACCGACUCAUGGUGGUCCCACGUAUAACAGAACAAAAUGUUAUCCAGUCCUCACCUAGGCUACUCGUUAAAAUCCUGUCAAAGUAUAUUCUCAGUCCACCCUCCUCUCACCAACCAAAUCCUGGUCUAAGCCAUUAUCAUCUCUCACCUGAGUGUUAGAAAAGUCUCCGGACGGGCCUCUCUGCCUUACCUGCUUGCAACACUGUACAGCCUGUUAGCAACACAGCAGCCUCCAUGAUCCUUAGGUAAGGUCUUGCUGCAGCUCAAGACCCUCUAGUGACUCCUGCCCCACUCAGAGUAAAUGCCCAAAAGGCCCCUAUGAUGGUUAAUGAUAUACGUCAACUUGGCUAGGCUAUGAUUCUCAGUGGUUUGGCCAGACACUGGACUGGUUGCUAUUCCUUAAUGUAAGGUAAGGUAACGUAACAUAAUGUAAUCACUUUCCAUGGUGUGAUCUGAUGUGAUCAACCAGUCAGUUGAAAGGAAAGUUUCCUUGGGAGUGUUGUCUGCCCCCGGUAUACAAAUGGAUAUUCUGGAAUAGCUCAAUCUCUCUCUCUCUUUUGACCCUGUGCACUUCUCAUUGCCUGACCUGCAGAACUUGGGACUUAAACCUGCAGAAGUCUCUGGCCUGCCACUUGACCUAUGGAUUUUGGCUCUGCCAGCUCCACAAUUGCCUGAGCCAAUCCCUUGAAGUACACCUACCGCCUACCUCUGUCUGUCUAUGUCUCACUGGUUUUGCUCCUCUACGGAACCCACAGCACCAUCUGCCCUGACCCCCCUGGACUCAUCCCUACGGCUCUCCCCCUUGUCCUCCCAGCUCCAGCCACACGGGCCUCCUUCAGAUCUUUGGACCCACCAAGCAAGCUCCUACCACAGAGCUUUUGCACUUGAUGUUUCUCUUGCCUGAAAUCCUUUACCCCACCUCCUCCUCCAGGUCUCUGCUCAGACGCUUCCAUUAUUACUUGCACUUUUCUGACCACCCUGUCACUCCUUGUCCAAUUCCUUGCUUUAUUUUCUCCACAUCACUUAACACCAUCACUAAAAUACACAAAUCAUAUGUUACGUUUGCUGGGUUUUGUCUAUUUCCUCCCAGUGGAAUAAGAACCCCUGGAAGGUGGCAGCUGCUCAACAAUAAGUAUGUGUUGAGUGAAUGAAUGAACGGAUUCUAGAGUCAGACUCUGUUCAGAUCCUGUUUCCUCUGCUUGCUAGCACAGUAGCAAAGUCACUUAGCCUCAGUUUACUCAUCUAUUAAAUGGGGAUAAUAAAAGUGAGUUAGUCAAUGUAAAGCUUUUAGAACAAUUCCAAGCUCAUAGUGUAUACUCUAUAAAUAUGAACUUUUAUUGCUGCUGUUGUUGUUAUUACUAAUGCCAUUAUAAUAUGUUAUAGCUUAAAAACAUGCAACAGGUUCAUCAGAAUUUGGUUAUAAAUAGCUCUCCCCUUACUCUCCAUAGUUUAAUAGCUCCGGCUUUCACGUACCUUUCAGGAACUGUAUUUUAAAUACCUAAGGAUUCAGUAAUAUUUUUGAAUCUUUAAUGAUGUCAGUGGGAUUGCCUUAAUUUUUUCUUAUUAUGGAGGAUUUCUUAAAUAUACAAUUAUAGAGAGAAUUGAGCCCUGGUGGCACGGUGGUCAAGAGCUUGGCUGCUAACCAAAAGGUUGGCAAUUCAAAUCCACCAGCUGCUCCUUAGAAACCCUGUGGGGCAGUUCUACUUUGUCUCAUAGGGUCGCUAUGAGUAGGAAUCAGCUGAACUACUAACUGAAAGGUUGUCAGUUCAAGCCUUCCCAGAGGCGCAUUGAAAGUAAGGCCCUCAAUUCCCUGAAAAAGAAGUCCUGGAGGAAGUCAUAGCCUUGAAGACCCUAUGGGGCGUUCUACUCUGCAUCUACGGGGUCGCCAUGAAUUGGAAUCGAAUUAACAGAAACAAUUCAUUUAUUCUUACUUAAGUCCUUUGAAAAUAUAAAGUAUUUUGAAAUCAGGAUAAUACAAGCUAAUGCAGAAGUGGUGCAAUACAUCCAGGUCCCAAACUUUGCAUGAAGGACAAAGCCACCUGCUGAACCACCUCUGUCCAUAGGGGAUCUUGAUGGCCUUCAGCUGGCUGCUGUCACAUGGUAGUGUUCUGAAAAUUAGACACCGAUCUCAUAGAUGAUAUAGUUAUAACCAAAAGACACCUCUGUGUAUCACAGAGAAGAGAGGCUGUGCACUGCCCAUCCCGGAGCCUGGAACCAGAGACAAGGGAUUGAUGUUUGUUGCUGAACCAAGGACUUUUAGGAGAACCUGGGUGAGACUGUGAAGGAAGCCUGUGUGCACACGUGUUGGAGACUGUGUGGCUAGUGCUUGAGAGCUUAAGGCCUAGAGACUGCCAGAUUGACUUUCCCCCACCUCUGAAUAGCUGUGUGACCCUCUAAACCUCAGUGUCCUCAUCCAUAAUGUGGGAAUGAUACCAGCACAUGCUUUCUUGUGUUGUUGGAAAUAUUGAGAAAAUGCCUGUGAAAUACUUCACACAGUGCUUGGAAUUUAAUUCCAUCUCAAUAAGUGUCAGCUAUUCACAUGCUCGCCUGCUCACUGUAAAGUUGGCUGUUUGAGUUCACCCAGAGGCACCUGGUGAUCUACUUGUGAAAAACCAACUAUUGAAAACCCUGUGGAGCACAGUUCUACUCUGACACACAUGGGGUCUCCAUGAGUCGGAGCUGAAUCCACGACCACUGGUGGUGGUGGAAUCCUAUUAUUUUUUCACAUUUACAGAUUCAGCUGUCUAUUCUGCUUUGCUUACAUAUAAGAAUUUGAAGCCGAAGAAAAAUGUCCUGGCAUAUAAAUUUGCUGGCACUUGACUAAUCCUAUUCCUACGACUGGCUUAGAUUUGACUGUUCUCUUAAUAUACUUGAGGCCCAACAAAUCUGCACAGGGCCAUGUUUAGUUCAUAAAUUUCAGAGUUCAGCAUUGAUAAAAAUAAAAAAUUAAUGAAAUUAUUUAGUUGCCUAAUGGAGCUACCAAAGUAAUCCAAAAAAUCUAACAAAAAUUAAAUAAAAGACGAUUUGCAGAGUUUAUGCAAUUCCAGGCAAAAUUUCCGCAGGACCCCCCCCUUCCCUUGGGAGAAAGUGACAAACUGAUUCUAAAAUUUAUACGGAAAUGCUAAGGAACUAGAGGGACCAAAACAAACUUGAAAGAGAAGAACAAAAUUGGAGGGCGAAGUCUAUCUAAUUUCAAGACGUUCCACAAAGACGUGAUAAUCAGUACAAUGUACUAUUGGCACAAGGAAGGACAAAGAGAUCAAUGGAAAGGAAGAGAGAAUAAAGAAUUUGACUCAUACUUAUUCAGUAAGUUUAUUGUCAAUAAGAGACAAUGCAAUAUCAUAGGGAAAGGAAAGUGUUUUCGACAAAUGAUACUGAGCAACUAGACUCCUACUUCACACCAACACAAUACACAAAAACUAAUCCUGUGUGAAAUACAGACUUCAGCAUAAAGUCAACUAUGAAGUCUCUAGAAAAGAAACAUGGAAGAAUAUAUUUUCGACUUUGGGUUGGUAAAGAUUUCUUAGAAUAAGAACACAAAUCAUUAAAAAAUUGAUUAAUUGGACUUCCACAAAAUUUAAAAUGUCCACCCAUUACAGAUAUUCUUAAGAAAAUGAAUGGGCAAGCCACAGAAUGGGGAAAACAAAAUUUGCAAUAUCUACAUCUAACAAAGGACUGGCAUCCAGCGUAUAUAAAAUACUCCUCCUGCUCAAUUAAAAAAAAUCAAAACAAAAAGACAUACAUAUCAAUGGAACAGAAUUGAGAGUUCAGAAAUAAGCCUUCACAUUUACCACCAGUUGAUUUUCGACAAGAGUGCCAAGAUAAUUCUAUGAGGGAAGAACAGACUUGUCAACAAACAGUGCUGGGACAAAUGUAUACCCACAUGCGAAAAAAUGAACUUGACCCACACCUGACACCAAACAAUGAAAUCAAAUCAUGAUGGAUCAAAGACCUAAAUGUCAGAGCUAAAAUUAUAACAUCCUUAGAAAAACACGUAGGCGUAAAUCUUCCUGGCCUUGGAUUUGGCAAUAGUUUCUUAGAUGUGACAACAAAGCACAAACAACAAAAGAAAAUAAUAGAUAAAUUGGACUUCAUCAAAUUAAAAACUUUAAUGAUUCAAAAGAUACCGUGAAGAAAGUAAAAAGCCAAUGCACAGAAUGGGAGAAAACAUUUGCAAAUCAUAUAUCUGAUAAAGGACUUGCAUUCAGAAUGUAUAUAAAAAAAAGCUUACAGCAAAACAACAAAAAGACAACCCAAGUUAAGAAGGGGCAAAGUACUUGAAUAGACAUUCAUCCAAAGAAUAUUUACAAAUGGCCAAUAGACACAUGGAAAGAUGUUCAACAUCAUUAGUCAUUAAAACCAAAAAAACAAACCCAUUGCCGUUGAGUCCAUUCUAACUCACAAAGACCUUAUAGGGUGGGGUAGAACUGCUCCAUAGCAUUUCCAAAGCUGUAAAUCUUUACAGAAUCAAACUGCCACAUCUUUCUCCCGUGGAGCAGCUGUUGGGUUUGAACCGCUGAACUUCUAGUCAGCAGCCAAUCACCUAACCACUGCAUCACCAGAACUCCUUUCUUCAGUCAUUAAAACAAAAAAAAGCUUGCUGCCAUCAAGCCGAUUCCGACUUAUAGUGACCCUACAGGACAGAAUAGAACUGUCCCACAGGUUUUCCAAGGAGCAGCUGCUGGAUUCCAGCUGCUGACCUUUUAGUUAGCAGCUGAUCUCUUAGCCACUGCACCACUGAGGCUCCUCUUUAGUCAUUACGGAGAUGCAAAUCAAAACCAGAAUGAGAUAUGACUUCACACCUACUCAGAUGGUUAUAAUAAAAAACGCUGACAAAAACAAGAGUUGGUGAGGAUGUGGAGAAAUUGGAUCCCUCGUGCAUUACUGGUGGGAAUAUAAAAUGGUGCAGCAGCUUUGGAAAACAGUUCCUCAAUAAUUAAGCAUAGAGUUAGCAUAUGAUCCAGCAAUUCCACUCCUAGGUCUAUACCCAGGAUAAUUGAAAACCUAUGACCACACAAAAAACGUGUCCAUGCAAGUUCAUAGCAGCGUUGCUUGUAACUGGCAAAAGGUGAAGACUACCCAAGUGUGCAUCAACUGAUGAAUAGGUAAACAAAAUGUGGCUUAUCUCCAUGCAGUGAAAUAUUAUUCAGUCGUAAAAAGAAAUGAAGGGCUGAUACAUGCUACAACUGAGAUGAGCCUUAGGGACAUUAUGCUAAGUGAAAGAAGCCAGACACAAAAGUCCACAUAUUAUAUGAUUCCUUAUAUAUGAAAUGUCCAGAAUAGGCAAAUCCACUGAGACACAAAGUAGAUUAGUGGUUGCCAAGGGCUGAGGGAGGGUGGCUAACAGGUACGGGUUUCUUUCGAUGGUGAUGAAAAUGUUCUGGAAUUAGAUAGUGAUGAUGGUUACACAAGUCAGGAUAUACUAAAGCCCCUCAAUUGUACACUCUAAAAGGGCGAAUUUUAUGAUAUGUGAAUUAUUCCUCAAUUUAAAAAAAGAAUAUUAUGGCCAUUUGGAGGACAAUCUGGAAGCACUUAGUGUAAUUUAGUAUGUGUAGUGUUUUUUAUCCCUGUAACUCAGCAAUCUUGCUCCUAUCUAUACAGUUCCGAUAACCAGAUCCAUAUGGGCAUAUGCAUGGUGAUGUUUAUUGUGUUGUUUUUGGAAGCAGGAUCUUAGAGGCAGCCCAGGUCCAUCACUAGAGGAAUAGAUAAAUGAAACAUGGAGGACGCAUACUAUGGAACACCAUGCAGCAGUUAGCGGCACCAAGGCAGAUGGCCAUGCAACGCCAUAAAUAGAUCAUAGAAACAGUGAUGAAUAAAAAAAGAAAAAAAAUUUAAGUAAGAAGCAGAACAAGACCUAAAGCAGUUAUAGAAAUUAGAAAUAUAUAAAUAGAAUAUAUUCUUUACCAAGAACACAGUGUCUUAGAACAACUACCGGUAAUGGUGGGUGAGGCCUGGGAAUGAAGACUUAGGAUGGAGGGAGAAAAUAAUAAAAUAAAAUAGCACCAAAGCUGAGCACGUGCAAAUGGUGAUAAUGUACCAUGACUCUGCCCUAGAGGCCAAGGAAAGAAAGAGAUGGAGGAGAAAAAAGGAACUAGAGAGGGGGGGAGGGAAGGAAGAAAGGAGAAAGAAGCUAGAUCAGAAAGACACACUCCAAAAUUUCAAUAUGGAUUGCCUCCAGGAGGUGGGAUUGUGGUGGGGUUUAUUUCUCCCAUCUGUUUUUAAUUUCUAAAAAUUUGUCUCAUUUUUCUAGUUUUAAAAGUUUAAGAAAUGACAAGAGACUUGGGCAGCCUUUGAGUGAUGUCUAGGGGCAUCUUGAUGCCAAUGACAGCUGAAGAAUUAUAAAUACCCAGUAGUAUUCCCUUAGGUCAUUUAAGUGGAUUAAAAAUGGCUAUCCUACAGAGGGUAGCCCAUCACUGCCUUGCUCCAUUCUUAUCAUAUCUCUUCUACCCUUAAAUUACUGAGUACUCAGAGAGUCACUGAUGACCUGGAUCCCACAUAGCUAUAGUUGAAACUGUCAUCUUGAGGAAGGAAGAGUAUCUGAUGAGCUUCUGACAAGCCUUACAAUAAGGCCAUCUCUCAAAAGAUAGAAACUAGCAGGAAAAGGCCCCCUUGGGAUUUAAUUUAAGACCAGCAGGAAGAACUGGAUGGGAUGAACAAGUGUCAGAAAUCUUGGAAAUUCUCUGCAGGACAUCUUAGUACCUCGCUUGGCUUUCUGCCAGGGCAGCCUAGUACCUUACAUGCCUGGCACCACCUAACACUACUCAGACUCAACUCAGUCUCAGGAUCUGGAACCAUGGAUUUUAGAGGUGGAUGGUAGGAAUUCUGGUUUCGGCAGCUUCUGGUGGCUCUAUGACUUGGUACCCAGGUCCUUGCAGCCAUGAUUCUACUUUUUCCCCUUCCUGGUAUCUUGUUUCUCCUGAGACUCAGGUGCUCCAAGUCCUGCUCCCUAACCCUGGGUCCUGUGACUUCCUAUGUUGGCUAGUUUUCUACACCAUUCUCGCAGAGCUGAAUGACUUCUAGGCUGGGUCUAACCCAAUCCUGAUGAUGACAGACCUAUGCAAAAUAUGGCACGUGAGACUUAAAAGCCAAGAGAAGCAUCACAAGUGGCCCCAGUGUGGCUAUCUGAUGCUAGUGGGAGCCCCAAAGGAGCUGAGCCAUGCCAAACAUGUGAGGACCACGAUAGGUGCGUGUCAGGUGUGGGUGUGGGGACACAUUUUAAACACUGUUUCCAUCCAGAAGAACCAAAAAAGGGAUAAGCCCACAGGUUUGGGCAGAUGGUCUACUUUGACAGAUGGCAGGCAGAAAGCAGCACUAUUUUUAUUUUUGCUAUAUUCCUCGACACAGUGCCAGAAGAUUAGGGCUAGGCAUAUGUUAUUCAAAUUUCCAAAAGGAAAAGAAGUCAGUUUUAGAAAGUACAGAUUGAGUAACAACUUAUCAUAACAACAAUUAAAUGAACAACAAAUAAAAACCAGCAUGUAUUGAGUGUUUACUAUAUGCCAGGAACAGUGUUUAGUGCUCUUCAUACAUUAUCUCAUUUUAAUCAUCACAUCAAAACCCAUGAAGAAAGUAUUGUCCUCAUUUUGCAGAUGAGGAAAGUGAGGCUCUGAGAAAUUGAGUAGCUUGCCUUAGUUCACAAUGAAAAUAGCCAGGUUUUUAACCCACAUAUGCCUGACUACCAAACUGUGCUUCUCAAAUUCUAAAAGAAAUUAAUCAUGAUCACGUAUGAAUAACGAAGGCCAAAGAGUUGAUGCCUUUGAAUUGGCGUUGGUGAAGAAUAUUGAAUAUACCAUGGACUGCCAUAAGAACCAACAAAUCUGUCUUGAAAGAAGUACAGCCAGAAUGCUCCUUAGAAGCAAGGAUGGCAAGACUUCAUCUCACAUACUUUGGACAUGUUAUCAGGAAGGACCAGUCCCUGGAGAAGGACAUCAUACUUGGUAAAGUAGGGGGCAGAGAAAGAGAUGGAGACCCUCAACAAGAUGGACUGACCCAGUGGCUUUAAUAAUGGGCUCACAAGGAUGGUGCAGGACCAGGCAGUAUUUUGUUGUUGUGCAUGGGGUCAUUAUGAGUCAGAACCAACUUUACAGCACCUAACAACAACAAUGUGUAUUCAAUUCAAUUCAAGAAAGUGUAUUCCAUGAGUUUACCAACAGCCAGCCCUGCCAAAUUAAAUUGCAACCACCUUAUUGGAGAGGGUUACUCUGAAAGUUGAGAAAAAGGCUAUAGACCAAACAUUGUUGUGAUCGUUAGUUGCCAUCAACUCGCUUCUGACUUAGGCACCUUUAUGUAUAACAGAAUGAAACAUUGCCCAGUCCUGUGCCAUCUUCAGUGAUUGUUCUAAUGUUUGAGUCCGUUGUUGUGGCUCUUGUGUUAAUCCACCUCAUUGAGGGUUUCCCUCGUUUUCGAUGACCUUCUAUUUUACUAAACAAGAUGUUCUUUUCUAGUAACUGGUCUUUUCUGAUGAUGUGUCCAAAAUAAGUGAGCCAAAGUCUCACCAUUCUCACUUCCAAGGAGCAUUCUGGGUUUCAUAAACUAAAUGUGCCUUGACUUUAAUAAGGCAAUGUCUCCAUAAUGCCACUAUGGGCCAAAUGAGGAAAGCAGCAUGGUAGACAUCAGAGUUGGACGGAUGUGAAGCUAGAAUGAUCAUCCCCCACAAGUGUUGCUCUGUCAAUGAGACAAAGCCACCCUCAGAGGGGUGUCUAAGAGCCCUCCCAAAGCACUCUGCCCUCAUCAACAAUACCAUGAAAAAUGCAUGGCAUGUUUAUCAAUUUGCACAGAACACAUGGGUAAUUGUUAUGCUGGAUGAAAGGUUUAGAGAGAUUUUUAGCUGAAGUGACCAUUUCCUGGAAACCCUGGUGCUACAUCUGCUAACCAAAGGGUUGGCAGUUCAAAUCCACCAAGGGCUCCUUGGACACCCCAUGGGGCAGUUCUACUCUGGCCUGUAGGGUCACUAUGAGUCGGAAUCGGCUAGAUGGCAAUGGGUUUUGGACAUUUCCUGAAAAUGUUGCUCAAUUAAUACAUAUCAAAACUGCUCAAAGGGAGGGCUUUAGUGCCCUGCCAAAGGUUUCUGAACUUGCCUGGUCCUAUUCAACAAUUUUGUCAGUUAUUUGAAUAAAAUAUAUAUGGUGUGUUUGUCAAAUUGCAGAGGACACAGGAAUAAUUAUAACACUGGAUGACAGAACUAAAAAAUUUUAAAAAUCUCAUCAAGAUGGAAUGAUGAGUCACAACAGACAAGAUGAAAAUUAUCAAGAAAAAUAAAAUACAAUCCUUUAUUUAGGUUCAUAACUUCAUUUAAAAAUAAAUUGGGAGAAGCAGCCGAACAGCAGUCUUAUGAAAGAUGCCAGUGGUUGAUGCUGGCUGCACAUUUAAUCUGAUGACAUGAUUGCUAAAUACUAAUGAAAUCCAGGGCUGUGUUGUUACAACUUUGUCAGGAUAAACAAUGGCAUCAUUCCUUCAACCCUUAACGUUGUUGUUGUUAUGUGCCUUGAGUCACCUUUGAGUCACUGAGACCCUAUGCGACAGAGUAGAGCUACCCCAUAGAGUUUUCUCGGCUGUAAUCUUUACAGAAGCAGAUCUCCAGGUCUUUCUCCCAUGGAGAUGCUGGAUGGGUUCAAACUUGCAAAUUUUCAUUUAGCAGCCAAGUGCUUAACCACUGUGCCACCAAGGCUCCUUUCCUUAGCAUUAGACAGACCAAUUUUGGUUCUGGGGAUACUACUCAGUUAUUUAUUGAUACAUAACAACCACUUCAAACUUGAGGAAAAAUGUAAUCAGUUGCUGUUGGGUCAACUCCAACUCAUGAUGACCCCAUGUGUGUCAGAGUAGAACAGUGCUCCAUAGAAUUUUCAAUGGCUGGUUUUUUGGAGGUAUCAUCAGACCUUUCUUACGAGGCACCCUUGGGUGGACUCGAACCUCCAAUCUUUUGGUUAGCAGCUAAGCAUGUUAACGGUUUGCAUGUUAACCAUUAAAAAACAAUGUAUUAUUGAUUCUGAGUUUUGACUGGGCUCAGCUGGGUUGUUCUUCUCUUGGUCUUGCAUGGAGUCUCUUGGAAUUGCAGUCGGUUGGCAGCUGAGGCUGAAGGACUCUGGAGGCCCAUGGGCUGGAACAUCCAAGAUGACUUCCUCACUCACAUGUAUGACAACUCAGUUCUCCAUGUGACCUCUUUUUCCAUGUGGCCUCUCCUCUCCUGGGACCUUUCCAUGAGAUCUCUCUCUCCAGCAAGGCAGCCAGACAUUUUACAUGGUGGCUAGUGUCCAAGAGCACAAAGAUCGAAGUUGUCAGGCUUUCUUAAGGCUUAGGACCAGAACUGGCACAGGGUCACUUCUGCCGUAUUCUAUGUAAGUCAGAGGUUUGGUUUCAGGGGCCAUCAGGGUUAUAAUGAGUUUUGUUCUAAAAUCCUGUCUAACAAGAAAGACUUAAAUAAAUUGAAGAUCUUUAGCCCAAACUGAUGUUUUAUGGCUUCACAAGAGCCAUUUUCAAGUUCCUGGAGGGCUUUAUGUGUAGAAUAGUGCUUAUAUAGAUCCUGAAUAGGUCCAGGGAACAAAGUUAGGACUAAAGGAGAGUUUCCACUCAAUAGCUAAGUAUCUGAUUGUCAGGGGUAUGGUAAGACGUUUCUGUUUGGGUAGGAAGUCACGCUAGAUAGCUUCUAAGUCCCCUUUCAACUUUCAAAAUCUAAGCAUCUAAUUGUGUGCUUCUUCCUUCUGUUAAUUAUUUCAUGAUAUAUCAGCCAUAUCUCCUCAGCUAGAUUUUAAACUGUAGAAGCUAAAUAAAGGAAUAGAAAGACCCCUGGACUAAUUUCUACAUAUAGCGCUGCCAGAGCGCUGGGUAAAUCACUUAAUGGUCCUGGGCCUCAGUUUCUUCAUAUGGAAAAUCAGGGUAUUGGAUUCUAACCUCCCUCCCUGUGCAAAGUAAGGAUAAUGAACAGUAACUUCCACAGGGUUACUUUAAGGAGAAAAUGGAAAUAAAAGUAAAGUGCUUAAGACAGUGCCUGGCCCAUUGUCAGUCCUAAAUAAAUAUUAACUCUCAUUAUUUUCAAGAUUAUUAUUAUUAUAACAUUUUAUGAUUCUCUGAUUAUGGUGUGUACAAUAGAAUCUUGAGUUACUUUAGACCUUCACUUCUUUUGCUCUGCUUAGUGGUAGUCAAAAAUUCAUCGCUAGUCUUAGCUCUCCUCACCAGGUGACCAGGAGCCCACCGUGACUUGGUACAGGACGAGCCCUUGAUAAGUAGUUGAAUUACAUCGGAAGUGGCCUGGACAGCCAACCUCUUGCUUAUGCCCAGCAGAGGGAGCACAAGAAAAGGCACAAAUCCUUUCUCAGAGUAGGUACCCAACGCAGAGGAAACCAGAAGGACAGGGGUGUUUAGAGGUCUCCUCACUCACCAUCCUCAUUGUGCAGAUGAUGAAACUGAAGCCAGAAGAGGAAUGGGGAUUUCCCAAGGUCACCAAGUAAUAAGCGGUAACGCCCUUGGGCAGACAAGCCUGUAUUCUCAAUCCUAGCUCUUGGAACUUUUGCCUCAUGGUACUUUUUAUACUACCAUGUUGCUUUCUUGCUUUUCAAGGGAAUUCACUGUAGAUACCUACAACCUUACAUUCUCUUUUGCCUCAGUUAUCUGGCAGCGUGAGCUUUGGUUUGAAUCCUGGCUCUGCUCUUUUUUAACUGUGUGACCUUGGGUGAGUUGCAUGGCCUCUCUGAGCUUCAGAAUCAUAUCUCUAAAGUGGUUAUGAUAACUACACUUAUCUCAAAGAGUUGUUGGGAGGAGUAAAUGAAAUAAUGUUAUGAAAAAUGCCUUGUAAGGCACUCUGGGUGCCCUGGGUACUUUACAAAUACCUAUCCUAGUCAACAGAAAUUGUUUCACCUAAAUGAAUUGAAACUGUAUAAUAUAGGUCUCAAACUCAAAUGCUUUCAGGAGCCAGCAGUUUGAAUAAAGCUGCAUGUAAGACAACAGAGACUGGUAGGGACUGUGACAAACCACAGAGUUAAUGGCCAUGGGAGACAUUGUCAAGCUUUACCAUGAGGAAAUCCAAGACCAGUGUUGCCAGGUCUUCCAAUUGUCAAGGGAAAUCGGUAAUUCAGGUUUCAGGGGCAAAUUUCUGAUUCUUUAAAACACUGCACAGACCAGUUAAAAUCUAGGCCAACAGUUUGUUCCAUUUCCUUUUGGAGCUAAUCCUAGAGUUCCACACAUACAGGCAUACAACAGACUAGGACUGAGAAAUGCAGCCCCGUAGGUGCAGAAGACAAGAUCAUGUCUCUCGUUUGGAAGGAAUGAGCCAACUAUAUAAACUCUCAGGCUGGCUUUUCUGAGGACGUCGCUCAGCAAAUACAUUGAACCUCUGGGUUAUUUUGCAAUGUCUAGAAUAUCCUCCAACUUUCUUUGAUGAUUUUGGGUUUUCUGCCCACUCCAUGCCUUAGUCUUCCAGCUUGGCUAUAAAUUAUACAUUCCCCACUGAUACAUUUUUUCUUUACAAGGUGGAAAAUAACAUUUCACAAUUUUAUAUGUAACAUUCAUUUUUAUUUAAGAGCUACCUUUAUUAGAUAUUCAUUGAAAAGAGGUUCAUUGUAAGCAAGAAAUGGGUGGAGGGAAAUGGAACUGAGUGUCUAGAAUUUCUUAUACCAAACUCCCUACACAUAUUUAGGAUAAAAAUUGCUUUGUUCCAGCCUAGGAAAGGAAAUAAACUGUAGGCAUGUCAGAAUAGGAAAGAGAAAAUGCGACGUUAAAUGAAAAUUAAAAAUGGACAGGAAGUGGAAUACUUUAAUCUACACUUCUUAAUAGAUUUUUGAGUUGUUUCACUUCUGGGCCAAGGGAAGCUUAAGCCCUUUGCUUUAUUUCUAUAGGGCACAUUCACUGCUAUCUCUUUCCUUUCUGAGAAAAAGAGUUGAUUCAGAAACAUGUUUAUUUUUCAUUGUUUCUUUACCUUGCAAAAUGGUCAUCCACAAACUCAAUGUGAUGGUUUAAUUCAUAAAUUGGUGUGUCUAAAGGCUACCCUUUUAGAGAAGGGGUCCACCUCUUUGGAAGCUGGGGGCAUUUACUGCCCUGGGUAUGUUGUUGUUGUUAGUUGCUGUUGUACGAUGCUGACUCGUGUCAAUCCCAGGUGUGCAGAGUAGAACUGCUUCAUAGGGUUUUUAAGACUGUGAUCUUUCAGAAGCAGAUCUCCAGGCCUGUUUCCCAAGGAGCCUCUGGAUGGGUUCAAACCACCAACCUUUCAGCUACUAGUUGAGCAUUUAACCAUUUGCACCACCCAGGGACUCUGCCGUUGUAGCCCUGUGUUUGUUUAAAACUGUGAGGUUCCCAUUAGCAUGGCCAAGGCAUGAUUCUGUUGACUUAGUUAUGUUAUGAUUUUUUUUUUUUAAGUAAUGCAAAGAAGCUUUAAAAAAAAAAAAAAAGUCCAAGAAUAUUCAGGAACAUGACUGCUAGAGUGAUGUGGUAGGUCAGUGAGGGUGGCAGGAUGUUAAUUAAAUUGAAUGAAAAGCCCUGGUAGUUGAGGUGGGCACUGAGUAGGGGGGUAUGGGAGUGCUCAGGUCUAAGGAGCAGAGGGACAGGGGCCACUGCCCAAUGCCAGAGUAUCCUGUGCCCUGCCUCCCCACUCCUUUUGAUAUGAAAACAUCCGUGAUACUAGAAGAGAUUAAAAAGAAAUUUACAUGCCAAAAAAGUGAGGUUAAUUUUCCUGAAAGGCAGCAAAGAGUAGUGUCAAUAGCACCCAGGGCCCAGCUCUCCUGCUGGCUAGCUCUGUGGCCUUGGGCAAGCCAUUCAACCUCUUUGGGUUUUAAUUCUACGCUUUAUAAAAUGAGAGAUUUAGAAAAUAAAAUAAAGGUUUCUUCCAGAUCUUAUAUUAUAUAGCCAGGCAUUUCCCGUCACUUCUCAUUUUAAAAAAUUCCAAGUCUAUAGAAAGACAGAAGAAUUGGACAACAAACAUGCAUAUACUCUUCACCUAAGAUUCACUAAUUAUUAACAUUUUGCCACAUCUACUUUAUCCUUCUGUCUUUACCUAUCAUCGACAGAAGAAAUACUGGAGGAAAUAUGUACGCGUAUACACAUGCCCUGGUGGCGUAGGGCUAAGAGCUCAGC